Molecule: messenger RNA, 5104 nt
Organism: Sitodiplosis mosellana (orange wheat blossom midge)
Lineage: Eukaryota; Metazoa; Arthropoda; Insecta; Diptera; Cecidomyiidae
Product: suppression of tumorigenicity 18 protein-like
Exons: 15
Coding region: 1278-4859 (1193 amino acids)
Biological process (GO): regulation of transcription by RNA polymerase II
Cellular component (GO): nucleus
Molecular function (GO): DNA-binding transcription factor activity, RNA polymerase II-specific; zinc ion binding; RNA polymerase II cis-regulatory region sequence-specific DNA binding
Source: RefSeq, a predicted model, not a curated record
UUGUGUGUGAGUUGAAUUUUUGGGGAUUUUCUAGUGUGGAGUGUGUUGAGAGUUCAUUUGUGAUAGUAAAUAAUGGCAGGCUGAUUGCAGUGCUGCUGCUGCUGCUGCUGCUGUGUGUCGUUGUGCUUAUAUGUAUGCAGUGCUCAUUUGUGUCACGACUGUCUCCUUUGUAUAUCUUUUCCAAUGCCGACGUAUGCGUGUAUAGAUUGUAGAUUCUAGUUUAAUUUUCAUCGCAUUCGCACACAUUCGUCGAUUCGUGUGCAUGGUGAAAAUCGAACUUUUGGGAAAACUCAUCCACUACUUUUGCUGUGCAUCGUCGACAGUUAGUCGCGUGAACAUUUUACACGAGAAUAUAACAAGUAAGACAGGUGAAGAUCGAGCGUUUUGUUUCGAAGAAUUUCUUUUCGUUGUUUUUUUUUCUCCGGGAACCGUAAACGUUUUUACUGUUGUUGUAGCUGUCGUUGUUGUCGUCGUGUACAUCUCAUUGGCAACAUCACACUGCCGUUGCUAGUGCUCUACUGCUGUCAACAUUCUCAUUAUUAUUAUCAUCGUUUGUUUUUGUUUACUUCCGCUUUUAAUCCUGCUCGCGCGCGCAUUCAAAAACUCAUUUAUAUCAUUUGUGUGAGAAGGUUUUCGGACUUGCAUCCAUGGUGACACCGACACAAUCUUAAUGAUUUUUUCGAUGUAAUGGAUACUAGUGUAAUUAUGUACAAAAGCACGUGGUGAAUUUUCUGCAUGAAAAAUAUCUCUCGAUUGAUUUGUGUCGAGCGAAAAAUAGCGAAAAUUAACAUGUUGAUUUGAAGAAAAAAAAAACAUAAAGACUAAUGGUGAAAAUGGCAAUUCAUACCCAUUGACAGACGAUUAAAUGUUUACCGUUACCGCUAAUGUGCAUUGAUUUGCAGGAAAUUACAAACAAAUUUUGGCGGCGGGGAGACCAAACAAAAAAUAUCGCAUGUUGUCACGAAGUGUAUUACAACUGUAAUUUAUGUGCUAGCGAUUAAAUUACCACGAAGAAAAAUCCCGAAAUUCUAAGUGACGUGAAACAAAUCCAAAAAAAAAAACACACACUAGUUCGGGUUUUUUUUUAGCCAAAAGUGAUUGAAAAGUCAAAACAAAUAAAAAAGGUGCAGAAAAAAAGUAAACAAGAAAAAAUCGAGCAACCAAAACAGCAAUCAACACACGAGAGAUUCGGUUGAUUUGGAGGAUUGAGGAGUCUCCAUGGAUUUGCUGGUGUUGCGACAUUUCAACAAACAAAUUGUCGUUGAAAUACGUGAAAAAUGAAACAACAGUCAAAUGCCGAAAGUAGAGACGAUGAGUUAGAUUACAUGAAAUGUCGUAAGCGUGUGUACCGUGACGAAAACAACGUCGACAAAUCAAGUUAUGUGCAAAAGAAACGGCUUCAAAAUAUUAGUAAUAAUCAACGGUUUAGUGUAGGCAAUGGUCGAUACGACCAGGACGAUGAAACGUUGAUCCGUGAAACGCAGGCGGCGCUGAAAAGUUUAUCGGGAAGUUGGAGUGAAACAAACAAUUCGCACAGAACGCUUACGGAAGAAAGUUCAGUGUAUCCAAAUUUAUUUGACGAGAGAAAUGGAACUAAAAUAAUAAUGUCUCCGAUAACAACAACACCGUACAGUUCAAAUGAUUCAUUGUCAAAUCGUGAUUAUUAUUGCUUAAAUGGUAAACCAAAAUCGGUUGCACAUUCAAAAAAGCCACGAUUGAGUGAGGGUAAAUUUGAUUUCAGUGAGCUAGUCGGCGGUGAUCCAAUUGACAAACUUCAAUCGACUAGUGAUAAAGGUGAAUACGAAAAUAGUGGUGAAUAUCGAAGUGUUCAGACGUAUUCACAAAAUUCAGCAUUCCAUCCGCCGUCAUCGUCAUCGUCGUCGUCGAUGUUCGAAAGCAAGAAAUCGAAUUCUUUUGGUUCAAUGUCCCAUUCUGCUUAUCAUUAUGCCGAGUCAAGCGGUUACUCAACGUAUUCAUCGCUCGAUAUGAAUGCAUCGUCAAAUAGUUCACCUGAGCGUGAGCGACCGUUUGGAAAACCAUUUGCCAAAGACGAUGACAUGAGUGCGGCCGAUUACAAAGAGUACACAACACUUCAACCGGCUGGUAUUGGAUCAAAGGCUGCAUCGGUUAUUCAGGACGUGUCACGUGAAGGUGGCGUUGCCUCGGUGGUUGUCAUGAAUAGCAUGAGUAAUGCAAGUGUACAAAACACCACAUCGACAACAACAAUAACAACAGCCGCCGCCACUGCCGCAGCAGCCGUGUCGAACGAACAUCGAGCUGGCUUUCUUGAACGUCCAAUGGCUGCCUUCUCACCGGGUAGCAACAACAAAGAUGGUGGAAAGUGUCCAAUUCCACAGUGCACCGGGCAAGGCCACAUCACCGGACUGUAUACACAUCACAGAAGCCUAUCAGGAUGUCCGCAACGCGAUAAAAUUACUCCAGAAAUAUUAGCAACGCAUGAAAUAAUUUUGAAGUGUCCGACCGCUGGAUGCAACGGAAGUGGUCAUGUGAAUUCAAAACGAAGUUCGCAUCGUAGUUUGUCGGGUUGUCCUCAUGCGGCGUUUAAAAAGGCCGCAAUACGCGAAGCAAAAUAUCAAAAUGGCUAUACCAUUCGACAUCCCAUGCUAGUGGGAUCAGUGACAAAUUACAGUUCAAACGACUUCAAAAGUUCAUCGACAAUGUUUACAGCAAAAUCCAGCCACCUCAGCCAUGGCAGCAGUACUUUGCAUACGGCCAAUAUUUACAAUGAUAAAGUAACGAUGGCAAAAUCGGCUGAAAGUGACGAGUCGAAAUCUAUAAACAACAGUAAUUAUGGCAAUGACACAAACUUUUCGAAUAUCAUGGAUGGCGGUGGCAGCACUGUGAAAAUGGAGCACAUGAUUAAAAGUGAGAAAGCGAAAAGUUUCAGUGAAAGUGGCGGCAGCAGCGGUAGUAAAAGUGAGUGUGUCGAUAGUGUGUCGAAUCAACGAGCUGACAAUAACAACAGUUCGAUAAAUCAAAUGAAUUUGGACCCCGCAUCGCAUCAGUCCUCCGGCUGUUAUCCGAGCACAAUGGAUGCGACAUCGGUUGAACAGUCAAUGAACACAGAUGAGUUGUGUUAUCGCAAUUAUUCAAAUUCGAACGAUAUUUCGAGGCCGGCAGUGCCUUUUGCCAACGAUAUGAUGGCAAAUCGGGCGCUGGUUGCCAACUACGAAUACUCAGCUGUUCGAAAUUAUGAAAAUGCCAUGAAUGGCAUUUCGACAGCACCAACUUUUGAUCGUUACGAUAUGAAUUUGGGCAAUUUAUAUGCGUCAUCACUGUCGAUGCAACGGUCAAAUCUCACAUAUCCACCAUAUUUGAACAGUUUUGGCUCGGAGGAUCCAAAUCAACCGAAAUAUCUGGCAGAGCAUCACUUUUCUCAAGCUGCCAUGUUGAAGAAUGAUACAAGUGGUGAAAAUCAAGCACCUUACUACCCGAAGCCAAUGUAUCACUAUGAUCCAUCUUUUCCCUUGGCUGGUUUUUCAGCAAUGAAUCUGAGCCUACGAACCGCUGCAGUUGCUGCUGCAAGUAACUCAUUGCCCAUCAUGGAUCUAUCAGCAGCGAAUGUCACUUCGUCGAGUUUGUCCGGUUGUUCAAAUCCACCGCAUUUCUCAGCCAUUCAACGACUGCAAACCUCAAAUUCGACAUCAACACCGAAAUCGUCGCGUACUCCAAACCCCAGCCCACAAACCAACAAUUCCGAACAAACGACAGAUAAUGGAAUGGCCAUGAACAAUCUAAAACUUCAAUCAUAUCAGUUGCCCGCUGAAAAUUUCGCACAAAAUUCGCGAUCUCCAACAAAUGAGCCGGUCGAUUUGUGCAAUAGCCAAAUAAAACCAGGCACAUUUACUGCCGAUAAUAAUUCCAUGGAAACGGCACCGAAUCGUCCAUACAGUCGCGAAUCAACAUCCGACAGUAACGCUUCUCCCUACAUCGACACAUACAAAGGCGAACCAAUGGGUUACAGUCCACAUCCGAGCUAUGGUAUGAUCACGCAAACGGACUAUACAACGGGUAGUAAUUACGGUAGUUAUGGUUCGAUAGCAGCAUUUCAAAGUGGUGGUAAUUCAGCGUUGGGUGGUGCAAUCGCCGGCGGAACAGCAAAUAGUAGCAUCGCUGGUACAAUGAAUCCAUAUGGCAGUUCGGUUAUUGGCUCAUCAAAUGGAUAUUCAAAUGUGCUAUCGAUUUCAAGUGGCGGUAUUCCUUCCGUAACAUCAUGCUAUCCAAUACCAUCGCAACAUUUGCCGACUGAUAAAAACUGUACAAAAGAUAGUUUAUUACUGUGUGGACGUUUUGAUCGAAGCCAUUUGCAGCCCACGCAAGAACUCAAAUGUCCCACAAGUGGAUGUGAUGGUUCUGGCCACGUAACGGGAAAUUAUUCAUCGCAUCGCAGUUUGUCCGGAUGUCCACGUGCAAAUAAGCCGAAAAGUAAGCCACGGGACGGCCAAGAAUCGGAGCCAUUAAGGUGCCCCAUUCCAGGUUGUGAUGGUUCCGGACAUUCAACGGGAAAGUUCCUCUCGCAUCGAAGUGCGUCAGGUUGCCCGAUAGCCACGAGAAAUAAGAUGCGUAUUUUGGAGAGUGGCGGAACAAUAGAACAACAUAAAGCAGCUAUUGCAGCUGCAGUUGCCAUGAAAUAUGACAGAAGCGUUUGCUCAUCGGUGGUGGAUGGAGACGGUCACAUGACCAACACGUUUCUAGCACAAAGAUCGACAAACGGAUGUCCAAUGGCGAUGCAGCCGAGCGUGAAAAAGGAAAAAUUAGACGACGUACAAAUGUGCUACUCCAAGGGAUAUUCGGGGCUGAUCGCGGGAAACGUGCAGCAAAACCACACUGUGGCAUAAUUGACCCAUUCCAUUAGUGUGCGAAUUACAAUAACAUUUGUAAGUGCUUUUAAACCAAAAAUGCUUGGACAAAAUGAAGACGACCAGCAGUUUUAUGAUGAUAAGAAAAUCCCAUGUAAAUAAGAGCUAACUCAUUAGUUUUCAUUGAAUAAUAAUUUAAAAUACAGGAAAUACUCGUUCAAUUGAGUUCAUUCAUUAUUGUUAAGAUGUGUCUGAUUGUAAGUCAAAAAUAAAAAUGUUUUACG